UUUGUAUGACAAACAAAUGUGUGGCCUCUCGUCGCUGGACAUCACUUUGUGUUUUUAUAGAUUAAUAUCGACUUAAAAGUUGAUUAAAUAAUAAAUACAAUUAAUGGCCAAAACAUUUGUCUAAUCUGUCGGACGUUAAGCAUCACUAAUAACUAGCGAUGGAUAGUCUUAUGAAGACCUAUCUUAUGGCUAUAAUCUUCAUUGUUUACAUACAAACAGAUGGAGAUGUAGUGAUGGCUUCAAUGGUUUGCGCCUAUUCUAAGCCACAGGCGGACACAUCUGUAAGAUCUGUCGCAACAGAUAAGAGCACAGAAUCUAUUGAUUCCAAUGAAGAGCUCAAUAACCAAAACGAAACGGUGAUUGAGUGUCCGGCCGAACACCACUCGUGUUACACGUUAUGGAAAUAUAAUCCAAUCGAUCCGACAAAUGCUAGUCUUUAUGUAAUUCUGGCCAAAGGAUGUUGGGAUACGUCCACAAACACCGAGUGUCAAACCGAACAGUGCUUUUCAUAUAAAAAGCCCGUCGAGGCUCUAAACCAUACAAAAUUUUGUUGUUGUUUCGGCCCUCUUUGCAACGCCAACCUAUCGGCCGAUAGUUAUUUCAAUACACAUCAACCCAUACAACCAUUUGCCAGAUAUUCUAAUGAAAAAUUAAAAGGUUUAGAAAAUGAGAAGAAUAUAUCAAACAAAGCAGUUAUGGUCGCCUGUAUGGCAGCUCUGAUUAGUAUUGUGUUACUUGUGUUGGGAUUUACUGUCUGUUGUCGAGCGCUCAGCUCUUCUGUGAUGAGUGCCAACACUAAACACAAGAACUCAGAUUCACUUCAUUUACUGGAAUCCAAUUCCUCGUCCACUCAGAGCUCUUCUAUUGUUUGUGAUUUAGAAAAUAUGAAAUUAAUUGAAGAAAUUGGUAGAGGAAGGUAUGGAUCCGUUUGGAGGGGUCUUCUCAAUGACCAGACAGUGGCCGUCAAGAAGUUUGGACCACAACAUAGAGACUAUUAUUUGAAUGAAAAAGAUAUUUAUUUAUUAUCAUAUAUGGAAUUCAGUCAUUGUUUGCCUCGACUUCUGGGUUUCCAAGAGCUCUGCACCGAUGGUCGACACGAAUACCAAUUAGUGUUGAGUUACGCGUCGUUGGGAUGUCUUCAGGACUACUUACGCAACAAUACUAUCGAUUGGUUAACGUUAUGUAAAAUGAUUCAAACGACAACUCAAGGGUUGGCGUAUUUGCACAGCGAAGUCAACAAAGGGGACAGACGUAAGCCAUGUGUCGCACACCGAGACCUGAGCUCCAGAAAUAUAUUAGUGAAAGCGGACAACACUUGUAUGAUAUGUGACUUCCAGUUCGCGAUCCGAAUCUCUGGUUCGGAAUACUAUUCGUGUGGCGAGCGAUACGACUCGCAGACGGCGUCCCUCAACGAUGUCGGGACUCUUCGAUAUAUGGCCCCCGAAAUACUGGAGGGAGCCGUCAAUCUGCGCGACUGCGAGUCCGCUAUGAAGCAGAUCGAUGUGUACGCUCUGGGGCUGGUGUUGUGGGAGUGCGCCAGUCGUUGCUCAGACCUAUACCAAGGCGUCGAAGUGCCCGACUAUAGGCAGCCGUUCGAGAAAGAGUUGGGUCUUCGGCCGUCGUUCGAUCAAAUGCAAGUCAUGGUCACCAGACAUAAGGCGCGCCCACUCUUUCCCGACAUCUGGAAGGACAGCAAUCCUGCCAUUCGGUCGCUGAAGGAGACAAUAGAGGACUGUUGGGAUCACGACGCGGACGCCCGGCUCACCUCACUCUGCGUUGAGGAGAGACUCUUUGAAUUACCGCUUCUGUGGGAACGCUAUAAGAGUGGAACCAUUACUAGUUGUGUCGGAACCAUGUAUUCCAUGUCAACUCAAUCUCAUUUGCUGACCAACAAUAACCAGAAGAACGCGUUUCGACUCAAUGGCGGAAGUAAUAGCUUUCAUAACAUAAUUGGAGGCAUUUCUGGAGCCAUUCCUCUCGAACCGAACGAUAAGAUAACGAAUGAUUUGCAGACAAGUCUUCUCAUUAAUCGACUCGAAUAUCCCAAUCAUAACAUAAAUACAAAUAAUAAUAUAAAUAAU
Medioppia subpectinata is the source of this 2081-nucleotide messenger RNA. The record is from the annotation of a GenBank genome assembly. NCBI's taxonomy places the organism in Eukaryota, Metazoa, Arthropoda, Arachnida, Sarcoptiformes, Oppiidae.